GAUCGCUCGUCACAGUAGUCACUCUUGAGCCUAUCACCCACACUGCUGUAAGCACCGGUUCUGUUCACAUCAGCUUUGAACAGCACACACACACACGUUGUUUCGGACCUGCGUAUACAUACAACUUACCUCAAGCCAUUAUUGUCUGAUCCUAUACCGCGAUGAGCACUCCAGGAGUACCUACUACCCCAAACUCUCCUUACUCCUCGUACUUCAGACGCCGUACUAUCGGCCGUGCUUCCUCUCCCCCAACUUGGGCUUGCUACGAACAAAUUCCAUCUGACGAUGAUGACGAAGACUACAAUGACAGUCCUUCCGAAGAUGAGUCCUGCUCAGAAGAUGGAGAAGACUACGGCCAUCACGACCGUGAUUCUGAUGGUGAUCUUGCCGUAAAUACUGAGAGGCAGGAUGAUACACAGAACAUGGAGAUCGAUCGAGGUGAUCAAGGAGUCGACGAUGAGAAGAAUGCUGCCAAGUUUAAGAAGGAUAUGAAGGGCAAACAGAAAGCACUUGACCCUCAGCCAGAGCCAACAAAGAAGCAUUAUCGCAAGCGAGAACGUCGGCCGACCUAUACACUUCGUCCAAUCUUGACCAUUCAAAAGAGCCAAGGUUUUGUAUGGAACCAGGAUCUAUUCGUCCCCCCUUACAUUAAAGAUAGAUAUGUUGCAUCUACCUCGCCACCGACCUCGAAAGGGUUUUCCAGCUCUUGGACGUCAAAUACAUCUUCGAUGACUGAUUACAGUGAGGUAGAAGUGGUAGAGAUCAGGGUCAGAGACGGUGAACUCUAUGAUAUCAUCCCUUGA
This is a messenger RNA of Suillus discolor, 803 nucleotides long. RefSeq lists its product as uncharacterized. NCBI's taxonomy places the organism in Eukaryota, Fungi, Basidiomycota, Agaricomycetes, Boletales, Suillaceae. The transcript is spliced from 3 exons. Bases 162 to 803 code for a protein of 213 amino acids. The record is from RefSeq and is a predicted model, not a curated record.